UGGAAACUAUUGAGAGUGUGCAGUGAAGCAAGAGCAGAGAGAGCUUUAGUCCCAACCAGAACAGAGCUUCUCAAAAGACCCAAGCUUUACCAAGAUGAGUACCAUGAAGUUUUGCCGCGAAUGCAACAACAUUCUGUACCCAAAGGAGAACAAGGAAGACAAGAUUCUCCUCUAUGCGUGCCGCAAUUGCGAUCACCAGGAGGUUGCUGAUAACAACUGCGUCUACAGAAAUGAGAUACACCACUCAGUUGGGGAACGCACUCAAAUCUUGCAAGAUGUAGCUGCAGAUCCAACUCUACCUCGCACAAAAGCUGUGCGCUGUGCUCAGUGCAAGCACGGAGAAGCUGUCUUCUUUCAGGCAACUGCUAGAGGAGAGGAAGGGAUGACGUUGUUCUUUGUUUGCUGCAACCCAAACUGUGGUUACAGGUGGAGGGACUAAUAUGCUCAAGUUUCAUCUAAUCAAAUCUAGUUGUGCUCAGAAUUAGUUCUGGUGUACUUAUGAAAUUGGAUUAAGGUUUAUUAAUUGUGUAGCAGACUCUUUUAAGCGGUCCUGUAUGAGCCCCGAGAUACUCCUUCAUUUCAGACACCAGAAUUUUGAUCCCUAGUGUAGGUUUUCAUGUGUAUGGACCAUCAAUUGACAUUAACAGGCACUUUCAUUUUGCCAGAAUAGCAGUAUCCUGAUUUCCCAACUAUUUGGUUUGUCAAUAUGAUAGUUCAGUUGUGAACUUCUUAUAACUGCCAGUGCCAGACCUGUAGAAUCCCUGCCUGCUUGCCCUCUGCUAUUAUCUUCUAGGGCCAUAGCUUGUUAGAAUCUAUUUCGCUCCCACGUAGUUCUUUGUUCGUUUCUU
Molecule: messenger RNA, 848 nt
Organism: Fragaria vesca subsp. vesca
Lineage: Eukaryota; Viridiplantae; Streptophyta; Magnoliopsida; Rosales; Rosaceae
Product: DNA-directed RNA polymerase II subunit RPB9-like
Exons: 4
Coding region: 95-439 (114 amino acids)
Biological process (GO): transcription initiation at RNA polymerase II promoter; DNA-templated transcription; maintenance of transcriptional fidelity during transcription elongation by RNA polymerase II
Cellular component (GO): RNA polymerase II, core complex
Molecular function (GO): DNA-directed RNA polymerase activity; zinc ion binding; nucleic acid binding
Source: RefSeq, a predicted model, not a curated record